Molecule: messenger RNA, 1604 nt
Organism: Sardina pilchardus (European sardine)
Lineage: Eukaryota; Metazoa; Chordata; Actinopteri; Clupeiformes; Clupeidae
Product: adenosine 5'-monophosphoramidase HINT3-like
Exons: 5
Coding region: 85-603 (172 amino acids)
Molecular function (GO): catalytic activity
Source: RefSeq, a predicted model, not a curated record
ACUUGUGACUGGUACCGGAGAUGCGACCGAGACUCGUCUCACACAGGCGAGCCAGGACGGCGACGGCGACGGUCAUUCACGAGAAUGGAGUCAAACCGGUGCCGCGUGGUAGACGGCGGCGAUUACUGUGUGUUCUGUAACAUUGCCAACGGGACAGACCCGAACGCGGAGAUCUUAUGCCAGGAUGAAGAGGUGGUGUGUUUUAAGGACAUCUCUCCCGCUGCCCCUCAUCACUACCUGGUGGUUCCUCGGCUGCACAUUGAGGACUGCAGUGAACUCAGACCAGAACACACAGCACUGGUGGUGAGGAUGGCCAACAUGGGGCUGGCAGCGCUGCAGGCCAAUAACGUCACAGACUUCAGCGACAUCAGGUUGGGGUUCCACAUCCCUCCUGCGAUCUCGGUUCCCCACCUGCACCUGCACGUUCUCGCUCCGCGCAGCCGCAUGUACGAAGACGCCAUCGAGAGAUGCCUCGUCACCGCCUCCUACUCCUUCAUCACAGUUGAGCAUCUGCUUCGGCAUCUGAAUCCCCACGAUGUUCUGUGGUCACCUGGCAACGCAGAACAGAGCGACACCUUCACCUGUCACCAGGAAGCGUCCUGACAGCAGACGCUGACCCUCGGCCUCAUCCCAUCCUGUGUGUGUGUGUGUGUGUGUGUGUGUGUGUGUUAAGAGUUCUCAACGGGCCUGAAAAUUACAACCCAACCCGACCCGACCCGGCCCGUGGCUUUCAAAGCCCGAGCCCGAUGUAACCCGACACAUAAAUAUGAAUUAUAUACCCGAACCCGGCCCGCGGCCCGACGCUGGCGGUCGAGUUUUCCCAUGUUAUCCAAUGGAGACGGACGGUCGGGGCACAAUUAUGUGCAGUGCCCUAACCCAUGUUAGAUAUUCACGAAGGUGUAUAGCCCAGCAACAAUCUACUGCCAUUUCAUUUCGUUCAAGGAGACGGCUUCUUAGAACUUGCACAGGAACUCACAACACAUGGCAGAGUUGCUGCAAGCUCUGUCCUUCCAUCUCCCAACAGUCGUCACGUCUGCCCCCGCUCCAUGAUUGCAUGCACGUUGCAUGCAGCAGCCAGACUUUCUUUACGGUAUAGAUAGAUAGAUACUUUAUUGAUCCCCAAGGGGAAAUUCAUGAUAAUUCGCGGUAAACAGCAGCGAUGAUUAAUAAAUGUUUUUUUUUUUGUGUGUGUGUGUGUGUGUGUGUGAGUGUGAGUGCGAGAGAGAGAGAGAGAGAACGAGAACGAGAACACAUGCUUGUGUGCAUAUGUGUCUGUUAACACAAAGUUUACAUUUGGUAUGACUUGCUGUAAGUUUAUGGAAAAGGUCUGUCUUAAAAGGUCUGUCUUAUAAUGCCUAAAAAUAUUUUUCGCAGUGAAGAAGAAAGUGCUCCGUCUCAACCUGCUUGUUUCAAUUGCUAGAUUGUAGUCACUGAACCUGUACUUGGUCAGGAUUUGCCUCUGCUUCAUAUCUCUGAGAGAUCCUCUGCCAAUACAUAUUCUCUUUUUAGGAUCAGAUAGGGAUUCAUUCGACAUUAUGUAAAAAUAAUUCAAAUGUAUUUUCUGAAUUUUGUGUCUGGAAUUUUAAAUAAAGAAAACAAAAAGA